AUGAAAGACCAAGUCGAUGGAUUGAAAGCCAUCGGCAUCAAGGCGGAGUACAUCAACAGCUCCCUGUCUUAUGAGGAGACGACGCGCAUCCGUGGGGAAGUCCUCCGCGGCGAGGUGAAGAUCCUUUACGUUUCACCUGAACGACUGGCGUUGGAAGGAUUCCAGAACUUCCUGAAAAACCUCACGGUAAGUCUUGUUGCGGUUGAUGAGGCGCACUGUAUCUCGGAGUGGGGUCAUGACUUCAGGCCGGAAUACCGUGGGCUUGGGGCUUUGCGACGGAGUAUGCCAGAGGUGCCGUUCAUCGCUCUCACAGCAACGGCCACGCACCGGGUCCGAGACGAUAUCGUCACGCAGCUCGGUUUGAAAUCGCCCAAGCGCUUUGUCGCGAGCUUCAAUCGGGCGAAUCUUUCGUAUGAGAUCCGAACGAAGCAAAACGCGUUUGGACAGAUUGUCGAAUUGUUGGAGGUUCGUCAAGGCCAAGCGGCGAUAAUUUACUGCUUCUCACGCAAGGAGACGGAGGAGAUAGCUGUCGACCUUCGACAGUUGGGAUUCGCUGCUAAACCGUACCACGCUGGGAUGGACUCGGAGGCCCGCCGAAGGACGCAAGAGGGAUUCAUCACCGGCGAAUUCACGAUAGUCGUGGCGACGAUUGCGUUUGGAAUGGGCAUCGACAAACCGGACGUCCGGCUCGUGGUCCACUACUCUCUUCCAAAAUCUCUGGAGUCCUACUACCAAGAGACCGGGCGCGCAGGAAGGGAUGGCUUGCCGAGCGACUGCGUACUCUUGUACUCGUAUGGCGACAAGUCAAAGCAAGAAUUCUUCAUCAAUAAGAUCGACGACCAUAUUGAACGUAAAAAAUCACAAGAUCAGCUUAACAAGGUCAUCGAAUUCAGCCAAUUGACUAGUUGUCGCAGACGUUUUCUCCUCGAAUACUUCGGCGACGACACGAUUUCCCAAGGCGAGAAACAGAACAAUUGUGGAGGUUGUGAUGUCUGCUCAACACCACGCGAAAAAUUCGAUGCCAAGAUCAUUGUGCAGAAGAUUCUGUCGGCAAUUAUCCGGACCGGAGAGCGGUUUGGGAUCGCCCACGUCAACGAUGUGCUGCUCGGUAGUAGGCGCAAGAAAGUCCUAGAGUUCGGGCACGAUUCUCUCAGCGUCUAUGGCAUCGUCAAAGAUUACGACCGGAACGAACUAAGAGAGAUCGCGGCUAUGUUGGAAGCGGAGGGUCUGAUUGUCAAGAACGAAGGCGAGUACCCAACAUUCAGAGUGACCGAAAAAGGUCGCCGAUUUUUGAAAAACGGCGAGUCAUUGACACUGUCGAAACCGCAACGCGUUGAACCGCCUCGACGAACCAGAGUUUACGCAGCGAUGGCGGAUAAUCCGGAUCUUUUCGAACGGCUGCGUCGGCUGCGAUUGGAUAUCGCGCGAGAACUCGGAAUUCCACCGUACCUGGUUUUCGGUGAUGCCAGUCUCCGUGACAUGUCCGCGAAGGUUCCACGAAACCUUGCUCAAUUCGCGUUGGUUUCUGGAGUCGGUUCGGUAAAACUGGAACAAUACGGUGAAAAGUUUUUGGCGGAGAUAACCGAAUACACCGAACACCAUCCGACAGCAACCAAUGGCGUCGGAACAUCUCGCGACGACCGCCCUACUGUCCGUCGGACGCCCAACACGCACCGCAGCGGUUCGACCUAUGCUGAAACAAGAGAAUUCCUGAAUCAAGGAAUGUCGGUCGAUCAAGUAGCGCAUCGCCGCGGACUGGCCUUAGGCACGAUCAUCAGCCACGUUGAGAUGAUGGUCGGAAACGGUAUGACGGUCGAUUUAGCAUCGUCGCUGCCAAAGUCAGAUCGAAUGGCCAAGAUCGAGUCUGCUUUCAGCGAAGUUGGCGGAAUUCAGGCAAAACUCGCAGAAGUCAUGAAGACACUCGAUGACGAGAUCCCUUACGAGGAUGUACGCAUUGUCAGAGCGCAUCUGACGCAAUCAAUCAACGGAGUUAGUUAG
Geodia barretti is the source of this 1998-nucleotide messenger RNA. The record is from the annotation of a GenBank genome assembly. NCBI's taxonomy places the organism in Eukaryota, Metazoa, Porifera, Demospongiae, Tetractinellida, Geodiidae.